AUGAUCUCUCAACCGUUGAGUUUUCCGAACGUAACCAUUGUGAACGCGACCUGCGUGAUUGCUACGAGCGCCAAGUGGAAUCUAUUGUUAAAGGUGGUGGAAGAAAAAGGAGGGGAGAAGGAAGUGGUGGCGACAACGGCGGCGGACGUGGUGAAUCUUGGUGGAGGUGGUGGAGGAGAAGAAGAAGAAGAGGAAGAAGAAGAAGGAGGUGGUGGAGGAGGAAGAAGCGACAGCAGCGGUGGCGGUGACAGAAGAAGAAGAGGAGGAGGAGGUGGUGGUGGAGGAGGAGGUGGUGGAGGUGGUGGAGGUGGAGGUGGAGGUGGUGGAAGAAAAAAGGAGGUGGUGGAGAUGCAUGUGGAAUAA
Messenger RNA from Pseudomyrmex gracilis, 363 nucleotides. RefSeq names its product forkhead box protein D1-like. Lineage: Eukaryota; Metazoa; Arthropoda; Insecta; Hymenoptera; Formicidae. The coding region runs from base 1 to 363 and encodes 120 amino acids. The record is from RefSeq and is a predicted model, not a curated record. The transcript has 2 exons.